This is a messenger RNA of Ananas comosus (pineapple), 1989 nucleotides long. Its product is annotated as probable glucuronosyltransferase Os01g0926600. The transcript is spliced from 8 exons. The coding region runs from base 75 to 1505 and encodes 476 amino acids. Gene Ontology annotation, molecular function: glycosyltransferase activity. The record is from RefSeq and is a predicted model, not a curated record. NCBI's taxonomy places the organism in Eukaryota, Viridiplantae, Streptophyta, Magnoliopsida, Poales, Bromeliaceae.
UUCGAUUCUUCUUCUUCUUCUUCAGCUUCCCACACUCCACCGUCUCCUUCUCCGGCCCCAACCCCUUCCCAUCAAUGCGGAGCCGGAGCCCCUUCUCCUCCUCGUCCCCCACCUCCGCCGCCGCCGACGAGAGCCACCACCCCCACCACCCCGCGCCGCCGCCGCCGCCGCCGUGCACCCGCCUCCACCAGAUCGGCGCCGUCGCCCUCGUCGUCGCCACCUUCCUCCUCACCCGCUCCCUCGAUCGCCUCUCCUCCUCCCCCCUCCUCCCCGCGCCACAAACCACCGCCACCGCCUCCUCCUCCUCCUCCGACGCGCUCUUCGACGGCGCCGGCGCCCUCGCGUGGCCCCAGCGCGGCUACGGGCCCCGCCUCGACCUCCGGAUCUACGUCUACGACGAGGCCGAGAUCGACGGCCUCCGCGAGCUCAUGCGCGGCAGGGACGGCCGGAUCUCGCCCGAUUCCUGCGUCAAGGGCCAGUGGGGCACGCAGGUCAAAAUUCAUCAGCUAUUUCUCAAAUCAAGGUUUCGGACGUUAAGUAAGGAUGAGGCAGAUUUCUUCUUUGUUCCAGCUUAUGUUAAAUGUGUUCGGAUGAUGGGUGGAUUAAAUGAUAAAGAGAUCAAUCAGACGUAUGUGAAGGUUCUAAGUCAGAUGCCAUAUUUCCGUUAUUCAGGAGGACGUGACCACAUUUUUGUCUUCCCUAGUGGUGCUGGCGCUACGUUAUUUCGGUCCUGGGCAACAUUUUUAAAUCGUUCUAUCAUUCUUACUCCGGAGGGUGACCGGACAGAUAAAAGAGAUAUGAGUGCUUUUAACACAUGGAAGGAUAUUAUUAUCCCAGGUAAUGUUGAUGAUGGGAUGACAAAGUUUAAUGGGCCGUGCUUGGUCGAACCAAUCCCUUUAUCAGAAAGAAAGCACUUGGCAAACUUUCUUGGACGUGCACAGGGUAAGGCUGGUCGUCUCCAGUUGGUGGAGCUUGCCAAGCAGUAUCCUGACAAGUUGGAAUCUCCAGAAUUGAAGUUUAGUGGCCCUGACAAAUUGGGGAGGAUUGACUACUUCAAUCACUUGAGGAAUGCAAAGUUUUGCCUAGCUCCACGUGGCGAGUCAUCGUGGACUCUUCGCUUUUAUGAAGCUUAUUUUGUGGAAUGCGUGCCGGUCAUUCUGUCGGAUCAAGUUGAACUACCUUUCCAGAAUGUGAUCGACUACAGCCGAAUGACAAUUAAGUGGCCAUCAACUCGAAUAGGCCCCCAACUUCUCGAAUACCUCGAGUCAAUACCUGAUGAAGAAAUAGAGAAGAUGAUAGCUCGGGGCAGAGAGGUGAGAUGCUUAUGGGUUUACGCCCCAGAAACUGAGCCGUGCUCGGCUAUGGUAGGAAUACUGUGGGAACUGCAGAGAAAAGUCAGGAGAUUCCAUCAAUCCUCUGAAACAUUCUGGCUUCACAAUGGAUCGAUUAUCAACAGAGAUUUGGUCGAGUUUCACAAUUGGAGAACACCUGUGCCUUUGCCCUGAUAAAUUUUUUUACAGAGCUGUAGAUUCUCUUGGAUUAGAUAGAUUUCUCUUUGUUACCCUUUUUUGAAUGAUAUUUUUGUGCUUAAAAAGCUGUAUCUGUCCACAGCCUUCUUCUUUUUCAAAGCCCUGGCAUUUCUUUCUGAGGAUUUGGUUUAAUUAGCCUGCUGAGUUCAGAAUCUCCUUCUUGAAACAUGUUUCAAUCAGAGAAAAGAUAGAGCGCUUGGUGAUAGUUGUCGUGCUAGUACUGUAAUUUCUUCUUUUUUAAAAAAAUUUGAAAGAUUAUUAUAAAAUCUUAGCAAGUUUUGCCUCCUCUAGCUUAAGGUGAUGAAAUCGCUGAUGGAGCUACUCCGGAAAGAGUGCUUUCGUAUAUGAGUACUGUAACUUGUUUCCAUUUUUUUCAUCAGCCCAUGUCUCGCCGGCACUGUGCUUCUGGUUUUGUUUUUUUCAAUGCUUCAAUGUGUGUGUCUGUUUUCAUGUGGGCUCA